CUUCCGCUGCGAAGUUCAUGCGGAUGGUCUUGAUGAAGUCUUUCAUAGGUGGAAAGCGACCCAUUCGUCCAGCCAGUUGGAGAAGAAAGCAAAUAUGAGAGAACCAGCAAGCCUAAUCAGCCUGUUGCUCAACCCGAGUAGCAUAAGUAGCAUUGUUAAGACCUAAGACGGAUUAUGUAGGGGUACAAACGCUGGAUUACAGUUAUGGCAUAUGUAGCCUCGUGUCGCUGUCCGGAGUAUCUGGUACACAUAUGUGCCCCAGGGUUUCGAAGGACCUGUACCCUUUGCUAACAGGGGUCUGACACGCCGAAAAAGACCUGAAGGCGGCAAAUGUUAAGUCGCCGACUGACUUGGCGGCGUGGCCGGGAAAGCAGAGUACAAGUCAUGCUGUGACUUGUGAGCCUUACAAUUGUCUUCCUGCAAUCUUCGUUCGCCCCUAGAGAUACCGUUGACGGACACCAUGCCAGACGUUCCAGGCGAUGCUUUGGAGUUGGUGGAAAUUCAUGACCGAUCUUUUCAGAAAUGGUCGGUUGACCGUCGAGUUUAUUGCGUACCCGUGGAUGAGGUAGAAGAAGAGCGGUUGGGGACUCAACAUGAUCUGGUUACCGCGCAGUUCGGUUCCCUGUACAUUGCACCAGUCCCAAAUCCGUCUCGAGUCCUUGACUGCGGAUACGGUCAAGGGAAUUGGGCUGUGCGCAUGGCAGAGUACUUCGAGGACAGUGAAGUGCAUGGCAUCGAUAUAUACCCCAUCUCCCUUCCAGACGAGCCGGAAAACCUUGAAUUGUUUUGCGACGAUCUCAAUAGCCGCUUGACCGAGACAUACCAACAGAAUUACUAUGACCUCAUCCACUCGCGAUUUGUGCAGUCCGGGAUCAAGACACGACGUUGGCCAACGUACGCGAAAGACCUUGCCAGACUGACCAGACGUGGUGGCUACGUACAAAUGGCCGAGUGGUACCUAAAUUUUCAGUCAGAUAGUGGGCGGUUGACCGAAAGUCAUGCCCUCACACAAUGGUAUACACUGUAUCAGGGGGCUUGCCAACAGAUGAAUAGAAAUCCUCGGGUCGGCCGUGAGCUACGACGGUAUCUCCAAGAUGCUGGACUUCAGGAUAUUCAUGACUUCUGUUACCGAGUUCCUAUAGGAGCAUGGUCAGCAGAACCUGCUCUGCAAGAAAUCGGCCGACAGGCCCUUGAGAACUUCAUCCCUUUGCUGGAAUCUCAUGCAAUAUACCCGUUCACCACUUGCCACGGUUGGACUGCGGAACAAGUCCAAUGGUUACGGCAACGGGCUGAACAUGAAAUGAAUGAUUUAACCUUGAAGAUAUAUGUGCCAUUAUAUGUUGCUUGGGGGAGGAGACCGUAGCAACCGGCAGUGGCGAAGGGGAUUCCAGGAACACAUGCUUGGGAACUCUGGACUACACCAAGCCGAAUACGUACUCCAAGCGAGGAGAUAACAAGGAAGGAUUCAGAGUUUGUUGGUGGAGUGCGGUAUAACCUGGUCGUUGCAGUGCGAAGGAUAUGCUCGAUACAUGAAGUGGACCAGGAGCUAAUCGGCUGUAUAUCCUAGAUGAUAGAGCAGCCGCUUCGGUAUUGUACCACACAUCAGUGAGAAUGCUGGUGUGUUCGGAUGAUGUUCCUCAGUAGUGUCUUGCAUUCUGCGAAGUGUAAGUGGACGAAAGGUGGAUAGUUUCAGCUUUUCCUUUACCAUAGCAAGAUACCACAUUC
This is a messenger RNA of Eremomyces bilateralis CBS 781.70, 1725 nucleotides long. Its product is annotated as S-adenosyl-L-methionine-dependent methyltransferase. NCBI's taxonomy places the organism in Eukaryota, Fungi, Ascomycota, Dothideomycetes, Eremomycetales, Eremomycetaceae. The transcript has 5 exons. The coding region runs from base 461 to 1363 and encodes 300 amino acids. Gene Ontology annotation, molecular function: methyltransferase activity. The record is from RefSeq and is a predicted model, not a curated record.